GUCAAUUUGAUUCUGUUUGUCUAUACUCGACGUUCCCGCUCUACUAGGUCUAGUGUCCGUUGGCAUCCAUGAGUACUUUUUCAGGUGAAAGGUUAGUCAUUGUCUCUUAAAGAUAAAAACACAGAAGUCAAGACGACCAAAGUUCUACGAGGCAUCGUUCACCUAUCAAAAGAAGAUCAAGAAGUCGUUCUCCUCAACCGAGUCGAGUGAGAUCAAAACGCAUAGUCAUUGCAAACAUUCCAUAUGAUUUAAAUUGGCAAAAGCUGAAGGAGUUGUUUAGGGAACAAAUCGGGUUUACUGGCUUUCUACAGUUGUUUAAGAAAAAUGGAAAGCCAAACGGUAUGGGUUUGAUGGAGUUCAAGACACUCGAAGGAGCACAAAAAGCUAUUGAAAUGAUGCAUCGGUUUGAAGUUGGGGACAGAAAGUUGGUUGUUCGACAAGAGACUGCUCGUGAUGCUGCUCGCUUUGCAUCGAUGGAAGUUGACGGAGGGCUUCUAAGUGAUUCUGCAAAUCCCAACGAGUCUGUAAAUAUGGCAGCGACAGGGCCUGUUUUCACUCCUCAAAUCUUAGGUCAGGUCGGCAUAGACGGGCCAAUCACGGAUUCUGUGUACGUCAGUAAUCUUGACUAUAGUGUAACGUGGCAGAAGCUUAAAGAUGUCUUCAAAUCAGCUGGGAAAAUUCUCAGCUCGGUUAUAAAAACAGACUCAGAAGGGAAUUCUCGUGGUGUUGGCAUAUUAAAAUUUUCGAAUGCUUAUGAAGCAGUCCAAGCCGUCAACAUGUUUAACAACCAGAUAUUAAAAGACAGACCAAUGCGUGUAAAGAUUGAUCGCCAGGGUACUCCUGCUUCAAUGAACAUAGUUUAUCCUCCACCACAAAGAACUGGCUCGUCUGGAAUUCUGGGUUCCACUGGUUCAAUGAUCCCCUCCAAUCCUAUCCUGACUGACCAACAACAAUCUUCAAAUAUUAUUGCUGCUCUUGUGACUUUACUUGGUUUGAAAACAAAUGCCGAUACAAAUCCUCAGAGUGGUAUAAUUGAAGUUCUUCGUAAUUUGGCGUCAAAUGCAAAUGUUUCUGGGGGUCUGAAUACGUUGGCAACUACUGGAUCAUCUAAUAACCCUUCCAACUUUACUGGUCAGUCAUUGUCAUCAAUCUCAGAUGCUUCACCAAGUUCAGGAAUCAAUCGAUCCUACUCAGGUCAACUCCCUCAAGAUGGAUUACAACAAUUAAUUUCAGCAGCUGUUGCUGGUGGAAUGUCUCAGACACAAAUAACCUCUGUAUUAUCGACUCUAGGUUUAUUUCAGAAUUCUCAUUCGGAUCAUCAGUCUGGUCAGUUAAAUGCUUCAAAUAUUAUUGGUCGAGAUGGUGGUGGGUGUGGUGACCGAAGCGUUGAUAGAUCACAUUUUGACAAUGGAUAUGUUGGUCGUUCAAAGUAUGAAAUUCCAGGUAAUUAUCGGGUAGAUUCUCGGAGUAACAGACAAGAUUCAUAUAAUAUUGGCGGUUCUCUAAUGAAAUCAGGAUCGCCUAAUCUUCCUGGCCGUGGAAGUUACUCUAGAUCAUCUGAUCGAGGACGUGAUGAAACUGGUCCACAACAUAACAAUGAUCGACGUCAGAUACCCGAAAAAGUAGUUGUGAAAAAUCUUCCAUUCUCAUUUGAUUCACAUGAUGUGAAAAGAAUAUUCAGAGAAGUUGGAGAUUUAAACACUUGUAAUCUGGUAACAGACUCUCAAGGUCACUCUCAAGGAAUCGCAUUUAUCACCUAUGCAGAUAUUGAUGGUAUUUAUCGUGCAAUAGAUGCUUUUGACGGUAAAAUGUUUGAAGGACGACGUCUUCGAGUGCAUGCUGAAUAAUAAUAUUAGAUUGGAUUACGAUUUAUCUUUUACAAAAAAUGUAUUAUUAUACCAACAGUUAUGCGCCGUCGAAUGUUGUUAUUGUUUCCUCUAGUUUGUUGCUACGUUCAUUUCUUCUUUAUUGUAUAUCGAUAUUAUUGUUGUUAUUAUGUUCGCACUUGUGAAUGACAUUGUUAGGCACAUGAAAUUCUUUUCAUCGCUUACAUGAUAGCAAUGAUGGUAAUAAUAAUAAUCACAAAUACAUAUGGGUUUAUAAAAUGUUUUAUUUUUUCUGUUUCCCACCAUCUACGAAUUUUCUAUCUUUUUAUAUUUAUUGUUGUUGCCCGACGCAUUUUUUAUUGUCCGUUUGUUAGUUUGUCGUUUUCACUUUCAUGCUGUUAUUACCGUCCAAAAAGUAAUCAUCGUCAUAGCCACUAUAAUUACUAAGGAAAUAUAUCAUUUUUUCUAUUAUGUGUUGCUUU
Molecule: messenger RNA, 2308 nt
Organism: Schistosoma spindalis
Lineage: Eukaryota; Metazoa; Platyhelminthes; Trematoda; Strigeidida; Schistosomatidae
Source: the annotation of a GenBank genome assembly